Molecule: messenger RNA, 2370 nt
Organism: Xyrauchen texanus (razorback sucker)
Lineage: Eukaryota; Metazoa; Chordata; Actinopteri; Cypriniformes; Catostomidae
Product: syncytin-A-like
Exons: 2
Coding region: 441-1463 (340 amino acids)
Source: RefSeq, a predicted model, not a curated record
UGCUCGCGAUUGCGAGCCGUGCAACAAAUGCUGUGCUUUUAACUCGGUUAAAAAGCAUUCAAAGCCGCUGGCGGUUAAUUAUGAUCUGAUUAAUGAACUCGCUUCUCAUUCGAACUUGUUUAUUUUAUAACGGGAUAAGACAUUCUGGUGUUGUGGACGUCGCCAUCUUUGAUAUUUACGUUAGUCACUGUUAAUGGUUUUCUUCAAAUGCGUUCUGAUAAAGAAAGAAAGUCAUACACACUGGGAUGGCAUGAGGAUACCACUUGAUGGCUGUCCCGAGACCCAUGGGCAUCGACCUCCUCACCUGUGUAUGAGGCCACAACUUCAAGAAAACAACUAGACCCACUGCCAAGCCCAGUAUCACAAGAAGAAGGAAAAAAAAAAAAAAAAAAAUACACAACACAGAGACUCACAUACGGAAUCUUCAGUCAUCCAUCAACAUGAUCAAGAUUGUCACAUUUCUAACCAUCAUGGACAUCACACAAAGUGUGGACUCCAGAAACAACAUAUUCUUAGAGCUGAUGAAUAUGUCAAGAAGUGCCUUGUUUGCAGGAAAGGACAUUUGCAUGCCACACGCACCCUCAGUAGGAGCAGGAAUCCCAUGGGUGGCACACCCUAUCUCCAAAUGUGACACGUGUACCUUCUUUGAUCAUCAUACCAGUGGAUUAUACAACAAGGAUACAUGUCACAAUGUAACAGUUCCUCCACCCUCUCCAUGUUGCAUUCCUGGAUUACCAUCCUGCAACCUAACUUCAGCUCCUCCCAUUAUGACAGAUCUACUUUUGCCAAUGACUUUUCCUUGGUGUAUGGAAAAUUAUGCUCCAGCCUCGACUCCCUUGGGUGAAAUUCCUCGUGAACUUUGCAGCUUUGUGGUCGAAGUGAGAACAAAAUCCCAUGUAGACAUUACUCCAUCAGCAGGAAAAGAGGACAAAGACUUAGAAGAGUGUCUCCACAGGACACCAUCCCUUCCAAAACUCUUGGCAAUAAAUCAGUGGUGUAUGAUUCCUCCACCGACUGGCAUUUUUUGGUUAUGUGGAACUUCUGUCUACAAUAUUCUACCCAGUCGAUUCAAUGGCAGGUGCACCCUGGUUUAUGUUUUACCGGCUAUCAGAGAAAAUACACACUCCACCCCAAGCUCUACACAUUUACAAAAUUCACCACCUUCCACAAACAAAGAAGAUGGCUGCAUUCCAGGACUCACUUGUGCACAAACAUGGUGGUCGAGAACUCUUGGAGCAAUAAUCCCGUCUUAUGGUGUCAUGCAGGCCCUUGAUCAAGUCAGAAGCUUAUCAAAUUCUGUACAGAAAUUGGCCAAUGAUACGGCUUUGGCCCUUGGUAACAUCAAGGACACUCUCGCUUCACACAAGAUAAUGAUCUUACAGAACAGAGUAGCCUUGGAUUACAUUCUAGCAACGCAAGGGGAGCCUGCACCAUUAUCGGCCCCGAGUGCUGCACCGGUUUAAUGGAUCCAACAGAGAACUUGAACAAAAUCCAACAAGACAUUCUUGAUCUUGCAGCAAAUUUACAUCAGAUGACUGAAAAUAAUUCUUCAUGGUUUGGAAACUUGCUAGGUAAACCCUGGCUGUGGAUAAAGGAAAUAGCAAUUCUGCUGUUCUUUUUCCUACUGGUGUACUAUUUAUGCGUCCACAGUAUCAAGUGUUUCAUUCAACAAAUGACUCAAGCACCUCAUGAGAAAAUAACAGUUCCAACCAGAAAAGAUUAUUACCCAUAAGAAAUUCACGGACCCUAAUUGCAUGUUUGUUCUGUGUCAGCAUGCAAUCACAGAAAAAAACAACACAGAGCAAGUGCUAUGUGCCUGUAACGAUCACAAGUUACAAGAAUGAACUUUUAAGUGUCUAAAUUUUUAUUUUGUGAGAGUUAUUAGAACUCUCAAAGGGGAAUUGUUGUAUUACAAAUUUAUAAAAUGUUAAACACAAUCAUAUAUAUAAACUGGGAAAGUAGAGUAGACUGCAUUUAGCAUUUAAGGUAUAAAUGAUAAAUAUAUCAGCUGUUAGAAAGAGUAUUCCAGCAAGAGAUUUCCUUCCAGUUCUGUUCUCUCUAUUGUAAAUUAAAUUAGUCAGACUACUGACAAUCUCAUCCUCUGUCUUUUAAUGGCUAUUGGAGCCCCAGCCCCAGUUGUCUAAAUAGUUAGGCUGAUUGGAUUAGCAUCUCUGUAUCUGAAUAGUUAUGCUGAUUGGAUUAGGACUGGUAACAAUCUAGAGUCUAGGGUGGGUUUCCUAUGCCUGUAUACAUCAUUUGCAUGCUUUAAAGUUAUCACCUGGGUGCUUUGUGUCUAUCUCUAAGCACUGCCUUCUAAAUGCAUGUAUAAAUUACAAUGUAAAGUUCCCUUAGUUAGAUGUUGGUCCCUGC